Molecule: messenger RNA, 477 nt
Organism: Aspergillus terreus NIH2624
Lineage: Eukaryota; Fungi; Ascomycota; Eurotiomycetes; Eurotiales; Aspergillaceae
Exons: 1
Coding region: 1-477 (158 amino acids)
Source: RefSeq, a predicted model, not a curated record
AUGUUCCAGCGGCAAACGAUCAUGAAGAAAAUCAUCGACACGGAGUCACGACUCUACCAGAGGGAUGUCAACCAUUUUGACAUGCACCCGCGGAAUAUCAUUGUGCGGGCUAACGAGAGUGACCCCAACGAAGUGGGCAUUACUGUCAUUGACUUCGGCCAUGCUAUUAUCGGACGAUUUUACGAUCCGGAAGGCGAACCAGAGGAAGAGGCAAAGAUGCUUCCGGGGCAGUACAUUAGCCCUAUUGUGCGGUGGGCAGUGCCUUGCGAAUCAAACGCAAUGCCCGUCUCUUUCAAGUGUUGGAUCAAUUGGGACUGGAAUUCCUGGUUGAAAGAGCAGUACAAGGAUGAUGAGGUUACAGACCAUAUGAGAUCCGAGUGGAUGCCCGAGGACACGACCACACCUUGGCCACUUGAUUGCGGUGAAGAAUCUACAUGCAACUCCAGGAAGGCCAAGCCAAUCGUUAUAUCAGGUUGA